Molecule: messenger RNA, 792 nt
Organism: Cyphellophora attinorum
Lineage: Eukaryota; Fungi; Ascomycota; Eurotiomycetes; Chaetothyriales; Cyphellophoraceae
Product: putative steroid-binding protein 3
Exons: 1
Coding region: 1-792 (263 amino acids)
Cellular component (GO): endomembrane system; membrane
Source: RefSeq, a predicted model, not a curated record
AUGUCAGACAAUGACGGUCUACGACAUCGCGGUCCCUCGAAGGCCAACGAUACCGUCAAACCAGUAAAUUCGAAUCCCGCGCAGCGUAUACAGAAAGACGAUGAUGGUCCGGGCAUCUCCCUCCUCGACAUCCUCCGCAUCCUCCUUACACUCGUCAUCCUUUCAUGCGCCUUGUCCUACUACCUAACACCAACCUCCUCCCUCAUCUGGGGCUACUCGGCCUGGUUUACCAACCCAAAGGCUGUCGUUCAAUACUUCCAAGGCCCGGUGGUGCUCACACUCGAAGAACUAUCACAGUACAACGGCACGGACUUCUCUAGACCCAUAUACCUAGCAAUAAACAGCACAAUCUUCGACGUAUCCGCCUCGCCCCAAACCUACGGCCCCGGCGGCUCCUACUCUGUCUUCGCUGGCCGCGACGCCACACGCGCCUUCGUCACUGGCUGUUUCGCCGAUGACACUACCAGCGACCUACGGGGCGCUGAAGAGAUUUACUUGCCCGUGGAGGAUGUGGAGGAUGAAGGUCUGAGCAGUGGGGAGAAGAAGGUCAGGGCGGAGAGGGAGAGGAGGGAGGCGAGAAGGAGGGUGAGGGGGGAGGUUGAGCAUUGGGUACAGUUCUAUAAGGGGAAUGCGAAGUAUUUUGAGGUUGGACGGGUGGUGCAAGAAACGAAAGAGGAUGAAGGUCCUCCACCGGUGCUGUGUGAGGUCGCGCAGAAGGGACGGCCGAAACGGAGUAAGAUGAAUAGUGGCAAGAACAAGAAGCAGGCAGCGCCGGGAAAGCCGGUACAGUAG